UCCAGGCCCCUCCAAGCCUUUCCUCGCGCAGCCGCCGCCAAAGCCUGGAGAAGUGGAAUCUCGCCGCCGCCGCCGCUCCCUGCGCGGGCCUCGCGGAGCCGCACUGGGCAUGCUCAGUCGCCGGAGCCAGCGCUGCUCUAAGUAGGAAGCUCGCGUGCUGCAGCCCGCAGCUGAUCCGGGUGCUCAGCGGACUGCGAGACCUAGGAGCCGGGUCCGGAGCCGAUCGAACGCCGUGCAGCGCUGCCAGAGUGCCAGUUCUGAGCUCCUGGGAAGGCCGCCCACCCUCCCUCCCUUUGUUUCUCGGUGGGAGAGUCAGUAGAGGAGCGGCCGUGCUCUCCAGCCAAGCAUGCUGUGGUCGGAUCUGCCCAGCCCUGGAAUAGACUCCUUUGCCGGAUGGAAAAUCCAUAAAAGAAAGCUCUUGUGAAAAACUGAUUCCCACGCUGACUUAAGUGCACCCAGCUAGCCCUCUCACUGUUUCCGGAGUCCUUGGGAGUUCCUGAGUCCCCGCUAACACGCUGACUGUCGCUAUGGGCAGAAGGUACCCAGAGGCUCUCAGGUGUCCAGGCAGCUCGUAUUGCAAAUUAUAACCUGUUUCCUGCACCAUUGCUGACGCCCAACGAUCCAUGUCAGAAGUACUUCCAGCUGACUCGGGUGUUGGCACCUUGACAGUGUUUAUGGCCAGCAGCGGAACCACAGACAUUGCAAAUCGGAACAGCCCAGCCACACCACCGAAUACCCUCAAUCUCCGUUCCUCCCACAAUGAACUAUUAAAUGCAGAGAUCAAACACUCAGAUGCAAAGAACAGCACGCCCCCCAAAUGCAGAAAGAAAUAUGCACUGACUAAUAUUCAGGCGGCCAUGGGCCUCUCGGAUCCAGCCGUACAGCCUCUGCUGGGAAACGGCUCUGCCAACAUCAAGCUGGUUAAAAAUGGGGAGAACCAGCUCCGCAAGGCUGCAGAACAGGGGCAGCAGGACCCCAACAGGAACCUCAGUCCUGCAGCCGUCAUCAACCUAACCUCUGAGAAGCUGGAGGUUAAAGAUCUCCACCCACAGGAGUCCUCAGGCUGUGAGAUUUUACCCUCCCAGCCCAGGAGAACUAAGAGCUUCCUCAAUUACUAUGCGGACCUGGAAACCUCGGCUAGAGAGCUAGGGCAGAACGUGGGACCCUGCCAAGGGGUUGGAGAGGAGAAAGCCCAGCCAGGCCCAGGCCAGGCCCCAGUAGUCAUUGGGAAUGGAGACUUGCUGCCACAGAAACCAAACAAACCCCAGUCCAGCCCAGAGGAUGGCCAGAUAGCCACAGUAUCAUCCAGUCCGGAGACCAAGAAAGACCACCCUAAAACAGGAGCCAAAACCGACUGUGCACUCCAUCGGAUCCAGAACCUGGCACCAAGUGAUGAGGAAUCCAGCUGGACGACGCUAUCCCAAGACAGUGCCUCCCCAAGCUCCCCAGAUGAAACAGCAGAUAUCUGGAGUGAUCACUCAUUUCAGACAGAUCCGGAUUUGCCGCCUGGCUGGAAAAGAGUCAAUGACAUUGCUGGGACCUAUUACUGGCACAUCCCAACAGGGACGACUCAGUGGGAACGGCCUGUCUCCAUCCCAGCAGAUCUCCACGGCUCUAGGAAAGGGUCACUUAGCUCUGUAACGCCAUCUCCCACCCCGGAGAAUGAGAAACAGCCAUGGAGUGAUUUUGCUGUUCUGAAUGGGGGAAAGAUUAAUAGUGACAUUUGGAAGGAUUUGCACGCAGCCACAGUUAACCCAGACCCCAGUUUAAAAGAGUUUGAAGGAGCAACGCUACGCUAUGCAUCCUUGAAACUCAGAAAUGUCCCUCAUGCUGAUGACGAUGAUUCUUGUAGUAUCAACAGUGACCCAGAAGCCAAGUGUUUCGCUGUGCGUUCUCUGGGCUGGGUAGAGAUGGCAGAGGAGGACCUUGCCCCCGGGAAGAGCAGUGUCGCUGUCAACAACUGCAUCCGGCAGCUUUCCUACUGCAAAAACGACAUCCGGGACACAGUGGGCAUCUGGGGAGAGGGCAAAGACAUGUACCUGAUCCUGGAAAAUGACAUGCUCAGCCUGGUGGACCCCAUGGACCGCUCCGUGUUACACUCCCAGCCCAUCGUGAGCAUCCGCGUGUGGGGUGUGGGCCGAGACAACGGCAGAGAGAGGGACUUUGCUUAUGUGGCGAGAGACAAAGACACGAGGAUUCUGAAAUGCCAUGUGUUUCGAUGUGACACACCAGCAAAAGCCAUUGCCACAAGUCUCCACGAAAUCUGUUCCAAGAUUAUGGCUGAGAGGAAGAAUGCCAAAGCCCUGGCCUGCAGCUCUUUACAGGAGAGGACCAAUAUGAGUCUCGAUGUCCCUUUGCAAGUAGAUUUUCCAACACCAAAGACGGAGCUGGUGCAGAAGUUCCACGUGCAGUACCUGGGCAUGUUACCUGUAGACAGACCUGUCGGCAUGGACACCCUGAACAGUGCUAUAGAAAAUCUUAUGACGUCAUCCAGCAAGGAGGACUGGCCUUCAGUGAACAUGAACGUGGCAGAUGCCACUGUGACAGUUAUCAGUGAAAAGAAUGAAGAGGAAGUCUUGGUGGAGUGUCGAGUGCGGUUUCUGUCCUUCAUGGGCGUCGGGAAGGACGUCCAUACAUUUGCCUUCAUCAUGGACACUGGGAACCAGCGCUUUGAGUGCCAUGUGUUCUGGUGUGAGCCUAAUGCAGCCAAUGUGUCGGAAGCUGUCCAGGCUGCCUGCAUGGUGAGUGAGCCCAUCCUGUAUGUAGAAACCCACCCUACCUGUCCCGCGCUUCACUGACCAGCAGCAAUGACAACACCGAGGCUCCUUCUCACGCGGUUUACUCAGGAAUUCCUUUUUGUUGCAGCUCUUUCAGGUUUCUUGGUGUUACAGCUCUCUCAGGUUUCUUGGUGUUACAGCUCUCUCAGGUUUCUUGCUUCUGUGGAAUGGCCCCGGCUGCCCAGCGAACGCUGCUUUUAUACCCGAGCCCGAGCUCU
Messenger RNA from Mastomys coucha (southern multimammate mouse), 2995 nucleotides. RefSeq names its product amyloid beta precursor protein binding family B member 2 (gene Apbb2). The record is from RefSeq and is a predicted model, not a curated record. Lineage: Eukaryota; Metazoa; Chordata; Mammalia; Rodentia; Muridae. The transcript is spliced from 18 exons. Gene Ontology annotation, cellular component: nucleus; cytoplasm. Gene Ontology annotation, molecular function: transcription factor binding; amyloid-beta binding. Gene Ontology annotation, biological process: regulation of DNA-templated transcription. Bases 624 to 2798 code for a protein of 724 amino acids.